Plectropomus leopardus (leopard coralgrouper) is the source of this 1474-nucleotide messenger RNA. The record is from RefSeq and is a predicted model, not a curated record. Lineage: Eukaryota; Metazoa; Chordata; Actinopteri; Perciformes; Serranidae.
ACAGUCGACACAAACACAGUGAACAACGAGCUCAAACUGUCCGAAAACAACAGAGAGGUGACACGUGUGUCAGAGGAUCAGUCAUAUCCUGAUCAUCCAGACAGAUUUGACUUCUGGCCUCAGCUGCUGUGUAGAACUGGUCUGACUGGUCGCUGUUACUGGGAGGUCGAGUGGAGAGGAAGAGUUGAUAUAUCAGUGAGUUACAGACGAAUCAGCAGGAGAGGAGACAGUGGAGACUGUUUGUUUGGACUGAACGAUCAGUCCUGGAGUCUGAUCUGCUCUGAUGGUGGAUACACUGUCUGUCACAUUAAGAGAAAAACACCCAUCACCUCCUCCUCCUCCUCCUCCUCCUCCUCCUCCUCUGUCUCUGGUAGAGUAGCAAUGUAUGUGGACUGUCCUGCUGGCUCUCUGUCCUUCUUCAGAGUCUCCUCUGACUCUCUGAUCCACCUCCACACCUUCAGCACCACAUUCACUGAACCUCUUUAUCCUGGCUUUGGGUUCUGGUCUCCUGGUUCCUCAGUGUCUCUGUGUCCUCUGGAGGACAGACAGUCUCCUGUCAGUGAUCACAGAGUUCAGUGUGUUGAGGAUCACAGCUGAUGGGAGGUCCCAGACUGUGUAGGAUGUGAGUUUGACCUGAGGGAGGCGCUAGAGGACAGAUGAUGGACUCAUGAAGGUCCUGAAGAAGCAUCAGUGUGUAAACUCUCGUAUAGACUUUGAUCCUCUUCAGAAGAAAAACCCUAAAACCAUCAGAGUUACUCAGCCUCUCCAGCACUCAGCCAUUUUUGGGUAUUUUCCUGAAGUAGCUUCUUAUUGGCCUUCAACAUCAUUUGUGCUGUUUGAAAUUCCUCCAUAAGUGUAAAUAGGAAUAGUUUAGUAAGAAUAAUGAGUCAGUGUGAUCUAGAUGACUGAGUGAGAUGACCCCGAAGUAUCUGAGCGGCUGCCGUGAUCAUCGCUGUUUGAAUUCUCCCAAAAUGAAGGAGAGGAGCUUCAAUGCUUCCUUUAUAACACUGGACCGUCCUCUACCAAAGGAAAGGACAGAAUCCGUCCCACAAGUCUUUGCAGCAGCAACAUUUAAAGUGGCCGUUCUUUGGGAAAUCAACUUUUUAACCCCAUGAAGACCUCCACAGUCUGUAUGAGCCCAAACGUCUUUCAGAGCACUGAACCGCUGUUUCCUGGUUUUGGUUCUCUUGGAUUCUUUGCGUAAUAAUGCAUUAAAACCUCAGCCCCUCGAUGCACAAUCAAGAUAUACACAUCUGUUUUUUUCAGGACAACCUGGACUAUCAGAAUAUUUAUUUUGCAGUGAUGUCACCUGAAUGUUCAAAUAGUUAUGAUACCAUAAAGACAAAAGAAAAAACAAGACAGAAAUUGAUUUUAACAGAUAUUUAGUGAUAAAUGACACAAAAGUAUUUAGUACAAGUUUUUUUGUUGCAGAAAACCUUUCUCCCAAGUGUUGUGAAUCAGAAACUGAAAAAAU